AUGAACAAUCUCCCAUUUUCCUCGGCUAAUGCAGAGGGCAAAGAGCUUUCGUUGGACGACUAUGAUCGGAUACGCACCCCUCAUAAAUCCCUGGCAGACAACACUGAGCUUCGAUUACGAGCUGGAACUCUGUCCACGGAACUGAGUUGUCCGAUCUGCCUCGAUUUACUUACUCAGACGAUGACUACAAAGGAAUGUCUUCAUCGAUUCUGCGCUGAGUGCAUUACAACUGCUCUUUUUCGAGGAAAUAAAGAGUGCCCUACAUGCCGUAAAAAGCUGGUCUCAAAGCGAUCCCUCAGACCGGAUCCAAACUUUGAUUCACUUAUCGCAAAGAUCUGGCCCGACCGUAAGACAUACGAAGACCUUCAGUCCGUUGCCUCGGAGAAAUUCGCAGCUCAAACGAAUAUGGACGCUCUGCGCAGUUCGAUAGAAGAGGGCAUCAAAGCGCAGGAAGUAAAUAGACGGAAACGUGUCCAAGGCUCAUACGAGUGUGAAAAACGGAAAAAGAAGCGUGAGGAAGACGGAAACGCCAAUGGAACAGAAGAUUGCGCUACAGGAGACAACGAAUCGAACUCACCCACUGAGGAAGACGGAGAAGCCGCGGUACCGAUGUCAUGGUCAAGUACGGCUACCACUGCUCCGGCGGCUGGCUUCUGCAACGACUUCGUUGAAGAGGAAGAAGUCAUCGAUGAACUUGACCAUUUGACAGAAGUGCAGAUUGGAUAUGAUUCUGCAACAUUGGCCUACGAAAAGACGGAGGAAGAGUUGCAAGCUGAACUUGAUGAGUUAGAGGAAGUGGAAAUAGAGGAAAACGAGGAUAUAGAACAAGAAUCAAAGAGUGAUGAUGACACUGACUCUACUUCAUCAACGUAUAGCAGCUCUGGUGCAUCAUCACUCGAUUCUUCGCUACCUUCUUCUUCUGUCUCCAUUUCUGAUUGUAGCGACGAUGCUCCUCCACCUCAAACAUUCGUUAAUGGAAGCCCCAAUGGAACUCCCGGAGUAGAAAGUGUUACACCUCCGAUGGUACUGGCGAACAGUGACGAUACGGCUCAAACUACUAUUACAAGUUUGAAUCCAAAUACUUCCGAUUUAUCACCGUUGACGAGUGAAUCACAGCAUAGCUCAAAUACUGCUCUAGAAAUACAACCGCCGGUCUCGGUUCUUCAUCCAAAAGAAAGACUCAAUCAAUGGCUUGACGAAAAUCCAUCAUCACCUCAUCUUCCGGAGGAAAAUAUGAAUGAUCCUCUCCAAAGAAGGACGGAUGACGCUGACAUGUUGGAUCCUCCAAUGUCUGGUAUGGAUGAAAUCGAAGCGGAGCUGUUACCGUCGGCUGCACUACUUCGCCGACAAUGCCCUGCAGAAUUGUCAGCUCCGCGGUAUAUUAGGACAAAGCACGACACCACAAUGGAACAUCUGGCGGAAUUCAUACAUUUACGUGUCAUGGAAGAAGUGCAGUCGAAUCAGUGUGAUUUUGAUGCUGAUCCGGUCCCAACCAUUCCUCGUCCUCAGCACUUUUACGUGUUUAGUCGAAAUGACGGACAUCACAUUCGAAAAAUUUUCUUGCACGAGACCAUGCUAACGGCCCAGAGUGCUAUGACGAGAGAUGAUCACUUGAUAAUAUUUUUUGACACGGAACCGCCACAGCUCCGUGAGGAAAAGUCUAGCGUACUAGAAGACGUUGUUCAUGCACAUUUUCUCAGUUUGCCCCAUGUUUGA
This is a messenger RNA of Cooperia oncophora, 1716 nucleotides long. Lineage: Eukaryota; Metazoa; Nematoda; Chromadorea; Rhabditida; Trichostrongylidae. The record is from the annotation of a GenBank genome assembly.